CCUGCCUGCGGCUGCCUCCGCCUGCGGGGCUCGGGCAGCGCCUGCCCGGGGCUCCUCGGCCGGGGCCGGGCCGGGCCCCUCGCAGACAGACCCUGCCUCGCUCAGAGGACACGCAGCGCUCCCUCCCAGUUGCCCCCACAGCCCUUGCUGCUGUUCCUGGCUUCCCCUGGGUCUCUGCCGCCUUGCCCCUUGGGCCCCAGGCGCCUUCUCAGCAGCGGGUGGAGUGCACACUGACAAUUAAUACCAGUCCAUCCAACAAAACAUGAAGACUAAAACCAAAGGAAAGAAACAAAGGCAAACUGUUGACAAAGAAGCGUUCUCUGAAGAGCCAGCAAUGAGAAAAAAGGAACUGGUGAAAUGUUUGAGACGCAGAGAAAGGAGGAAUGGGGGAAACAAGGAGAGCAGCAAGAUGCCCGCAGGCAGAGCCAAGCGUGCCUGGAGCAGUAAGGACAGGCUGCUGAGGAGGCUGGAGAGCAACGAGCGCGAGAGGCAGAGAAUGCACAAGCUCAACAACGCCUUCCAGGCCUUGCGGGAGGUGAUCCCUCACGUGAGAGCUGAGAACAAGCUUUCCAAAAUAGAGACUCUCACACUGGCCAAAAACUACAUCAAAUCCUUGACCUCCAUUAUACUCAAUAUGUCCAACGGACACUUUCCAGCAGUAGAAGGGAUGGGGGGAGCCUGGGGAUCCAAACUGUACCAGCAUUAUCAACAGCAGCAUGGGGAGGAUGACCAUGAGGAAAAUCUACAGAAAUAUUCCACAUAGAUUCAUAACUUCAGCCAAAACACAAACUGCCAGCUACUACUGUCAUUGUUUUUCCUUCUUACAUCAUAAUACGUGUCAUUACCUAGAGGUUUAAAGAGGUUAUUUUUGCCUCCAGUCUCUUCCUUUUUUUUUGUCUUAAAAAGGCAAACAGGUAACACUCAUGACUAUAGUUUAUAUGGUACAUUAAAAAUUACUUUAAACCCUCAGAAUUUUUCAGAGCAUAAUGAAUGUGUUUGUGAGGUGUGCCAGGAUCUGGAAACGUAUCCUGUAACAUUGGAGUUGACUUGAAAAUAGUGAUUUACUAACUUCUGAAAAUUAUCCCACCUGGAGUAGAGUGAGUUGAGCCUUUAAGGUCUGUGUCAUCUGAGUUCCUUGGAGUUUGUUGAGAAUCUUGGCUGUAGUUCUGUUCAGCAGCCUUUCAAUGAUUCGUCUACUGUGCUAAAGAAAAGAUUAAAAUCUAUGACAGCAUUUGACUGACUUGGUGACUGAAGUGGCACAUAUGGGAAAUUGGUCACCAAAUCUGAAUAUUUAUCUUGAUAUUUAACUUCGGUGGAUCUGCCCUGGUUAUCUUGAACAUUGCAAGGCAUAAAAACAUCUCUUGAUGCAAACAUCUGCAAAGCUUUCUUAGAUUGUAAGCUCUCUAGAGUAAGGACAGCUCUGAUCUGUGUUUCCAGAGCAUCUGGCCUCAUGGAGAUUCUCUUUAGUGGGUGUCUGGGUGCCAUUGUAAUACAAAUAAUAAAUAAGGGACAAAUUACUUACUUUUGCCAAGACAAUGAUAAAAAUGCUUUAGUAUAGUCUUUAAGUUAGACAAUGCUCUGGCCAGUUUAAAUUACUUGCUAAUGAAGCCUGUGAUGUGAUCAGGUUCUUUUUGGGUUAGCAUUAGAUUCUGAUA
This is a messenger RNA of Pyrgilauda ruficollis (rufous-necked snowfinch), 1655 nucleotides long. It is a transcript of the gene BHLHA15, whose product is annotated as basic helix-loop-helix family member a15. The record is from RefSeq and is a predicted model, not a curated record. The coding region runs from base 263 to 763 and encodes 166 amino acids. The transcript is spliced from 2 exons. NCBI's taxonomy places the organism in Eukaryota, Metazoa, Chordata, Aves, Passeriformes, Passeridae. Gene Ontology annotation, molecular function: protein dimerization activity.